AGCUGUGCAGCCUCAGUAUCGUUCUCCAUUAAACCAAYACAGUCAGCCGCACAGCCACGGAGACGAGCUCUGAAUACAUACCGACGGUACAUAGAAUAAACCAUACAUAGGACGCGUUGUGACAAUAAUACGCCAUGGGGGACCGUAUGGCUUUGUUGCUGCUGGUUGUUGCGACCACGGCGCUAGCAGUUGAGGUGCCGACAGAUGGUGGGAUGGGCCUUCUGGCGGARCCCCAGGUGGCCAUGUUCUGUGGGAAGCUCAACAUGCACGUGGAUGUCCAGAGUGGGAAGUGGGAGUCGGACCCUUCCGGCACCAAGAGCUGUAUCGGCACCAAGGAGGGCAUCCUGCAGUACUGUCAGGAGGUAUACCCAGAGCUGCAGAUCACCAACGUGGUGGAGGCCAACCAGCCAGUCAGCGUCCAGAACUGGUGCAAGAAGGGCCGCAAGCAGUGCCGCAGUCACCUGCACAUCGUGGUGCCCUACCGAUGCCUAGUGGGGGAGUUUGUCAGUGAUGCCCUGCUGGUUCCUGAUAAGUGCAAGUUCCUGCACCAGGAGCGCAUGGACAUGUGUGAGAGCCACCUGCACUGGCACACUGUGGCCAAAGAGUCCUGUGGAGACCGCACUUUAAAUCUCCACGACUACGGGAUGCUGUUGCCGUGCGGCAUCGACCGUUUCCGGGGGGUGGAGUUUGUGUGCUGUCCGUCAGACAGGGAGACCGACAGCACUGAGCAGGACGAGGAUGACUCGGAUGUGUGGUGGGGAGGAGCCGAGACUGACUACACUGACAACAGUAUGGCAAGGGGGGCAGCAGAGCCAGCUGAAUCCACGACCCAGCAGCAACAGGAGGAAGAGGAGGAGGAGGAGACGGAGGAGACGGCCCCAGCCAUGGUAGAGGAAGAUGAUGAUGAGGAGGAGGGGCAGGAGGUGCUGGACAACGACCAGGAUGGAGACGGGGAUGAGGACGAGGAGGAUGAUGAUGAUGAUGACGUCAUUGACGAGCGCGACGAUAGCGAGCCCACCACCAACAUUGCCAUGACUACCACAACAACUACUACCACUGAGUCUGUGGAGGAAGUGGUCAGAGAGGUGUGUUGGUCGAAUGCGGAGACGGGCCCAUGCCGUGCCAUGCUUGCACGCUGGUACUUUGACCACGAGGAGGGCCGCUGUGCCCAGUUCAUCUAUGGCGGCUGCGGUGGCAACCGCAAUAACUUUGAGUCGGAGGAGUACUGCCUGUCUGUAUGCAGCAACGUCAUGCCCACCGCCGCCCCCAGCUCUCCCAACGCCGUGGACCGUUAUCUGGAGACACCUGGGGAUGACAACGAACACGCCCACUUCGCCAAGGCCAAGGAGAGCCUGGAGGCCAAACACCGCGAGAGGAUGUCCCAGGUGAUGAGGGAGUGGGAGGAGGCAGAGCGGGAGGCCAAGAGUCUACCUCGUGCUGAUAAGAAGGCUGUCAUCCAGCGUUUCCAGGAGAAGGUAGAGGCCCUGGAGCAGGAGGCAGCCAGUGAGAGGCAGCAGCUGGUUGAGACUCACAUGGCCCGGGUUGAGGCCCUGCUCAAUGACCAUCGCCGCCUGGCCCUUGUGCUGUCUCUUAUACACAUCUAGAUGUGUAUAAGAGACAGCCACCUAACUGCCCAGCCACCCAGGCCUCGUCAUGUGUUCAGCCUAUUGAAGAAGUAUGUCCGUGCAGAGCAGAAGGACAGACAGCACACCCUUAAACACUUUGAGCACGUCCGCAUGGUCGACCCCAAGAAGGCCGCACAGAUCCGACCCCAGGUACUGACCCACCUGCGUGUGAUUGAGGAGAGGAUGAACCAGUCCCUGGGUCUGCUCUACAAGGUGCCCGGAGUGGCCGACGAUAUCCAGGACCAAGUUGAGUUGUUGCAGAAGGAGCAGGCAGAUAUGGCCCAGCAGCUGUCCAACCUGCAGAGUGACGUGCGGGUGAGCUACGGAAAUGACGCCCUGAUGCCCGACAGUCUUCCAGACAGCACCAGGGCUUCCCUGGACCUGCUGCCCCAGGAAGAAGACCUGGACAUGGGCCUGGACGGACUGGGCUUCAUCCACCCCGAGAGCUUCAACCAGGUCAACACAGAUAACCAGGUUGAACCUGUGGAUGCCCGCCCUUUUCCUGAUAGAGGCUUUCCAACACGACCAGUGUCUGGUCUGAAGCCAGAGGAGAUCCCUGAGCUCAGGAUGGAGGCAGAGGAGAGGCACAGCACCGGAUUCGAAGUGCACCACCAGAAACUGGUGUUCUUCGCCGAGGAUGUCGGCUCUAACAAGGGCGCCAUCAUCGGGCUGAUGGUGGGAGGCAUCGUCAUAGCGACCGUCAUCGUCAUCACCCUGGUGAUGCUGAGGAAGAAGCAGUACACGUCCAUCCACCAUGGAGUCGUCGAGGUGGAUGCAGCAGUCACCCCUGAGGAGCGCCACCUGUCCAAGAUGCAGCAGAACGGCUAUGAGAACCCCACCUACAAGUUUUUUGAGCAGAUGCAGAACUAAGGAAUGACAAACCCCCUCUCACCCCUUUGACGGCUACCCAACCCCUCUAACCCUCCACACCCCUACGCCCUUAACGCUAUCCCCACUCCAAACCAACCCUAUCCUACCCUCAAGCAGUGCAGGUUGGAACCAGACACCACUAUCACUCCUGGUGUAGAUGGAGAYUGUCCCCUUCAACACUGGUCCAGAGUCAGUUUUUAGUUUGACUUGAAAUGAGUUGAGGAAUGGACUUGGGUAGGKAGAUCUGACUCCAGACCAGUUAUUUAAGGGGGCAUUCUCUGGCUGUAGUGCCAGCCACACUGUCCCCAACCCUACACUACUGCAUUCUCUCUACACUGGGGAAUAGGUGAGGUCUAUGGGUCAAUGAAGCCGCCUCCUAUCCUUCCUCCCUCCCGCUUUCCUUCUCUGUGCGUUCAUACGACAGCUGUGCUGUGUUAGGUCACACAAGGCUAAAAUGAUAAUAAUGAUGAUGUACUCUGAAUGAGCUCUUUAUUUUAGUUAUUCUAUCGUUUCCGGUUUUGUUUUUCAAAAAAGAAAGGAAAAUUAGAAGAAGAAAAAUCAUAUGUAAAGAGAAAAUAACGUCUUUUUUAAAAAUUGUGUGUAAUGUAACAAARUAGCUGUUCCUAUUUAGUGCAUGAUGACAAAUUACGACGGGGUUAUUAUUGGUAAAUAAAAAAUAUCUUUCUGCGUCUCCAGAGAGAUUCUCACAUAGAGAUUAUCAUUCUAGCAGGAUUGUACAUUUACUAUCUUUCUCGUGAUCACGUGACUUAAAUGACGUUGGAUUAAAAAAAAAAUAUGAAUCUCGGUGAAUCUCUGCUUGGAUAUCAUGUUAAAUACACUGUAAGAGAGUUCUGUGAUUUUUGGAUUUGAAAGUUUCUUCCUUUUUUAUUUCAACCAUGCUAUGUUCCUAAAACUGCGGGGGGUUGGCUAGAUCCGUAUGUAUAUUAUUAUUAGAUUUAUGAUUAUUAUCUUUAGUUUAUUGCGUUGGCAUCCUAUUGCGUUUUGCAGCCCUAUUUAAUUUUGUAUUUCUUUUUUUGAUUCCAUGUUGUCGUGUUUUUUGUAUUUUUUAAGAUGUGGCGGGAAGGCCGGUUCCAGCCGGGGGAAGGGGAGAAUGGAGGGAGGAGGGUGGAUGAUUCUGUGUGUUCUCCAGUCUAGUUAGUGUUCUUGUUCCGGUUCUAUGUUUCCGCAGAAAUGAACAACACUCUUCUCUGUACAUUGUUUGUGAUAUACAAGAACAACCCAAUACCAUUUUGGGCUUACUUACUCUUCCCAAUCUGUUCCUUUCUUCCUUCGGCUCAUCUUUCUCUCUCUGCUGAGACUAUAAAACAGAGCAGGAUCAGUUCCUGGGGGGUGUGCAUGUGAAAGAUUGAGAGAAGGAAGGAAGGAUUGAGGUAGAGGGAAUUACUAGCUGUUCCAGAUGGAUAGUCAGACAGGCAGUCUGUAAAAUGAAUUUCCAACCACCCUCCUCCCAUCUUUCCCAUACUUCAGGCAUGCUACUCACCUCUCUCAAGCACUUGUCUAGAGCCAGCCAUACGACGACCUCUACCAUGGCCUAUAAGGCAACUUUUAGGGGGUAGCAGGGCCAUCAAUAAUUGGAUGGACUACAGUUUCAGUGAGGAGUAGUGCAAAAAUAUCGGCCGGGGAUAGGGUGCCAUUUUGCGACACAGUACUAGAGGUAGGCAGUGUUGUGGUGGUGUGUAGAGCUGUGUGCAUCACACACUGCUGCAGGUGGGUCAGUCCUUUGCUUGGGUUUUCAGAGGAUGCAUUACCUCACUAUAGCCAGAAUAAGGCAGUAUGGAAUGAGAGAGAGCAGGGUUUCUUCCUUUUUAUUUCUCUGUGGCUUUAUUUCCACUGUGUGUAAUUGUGCAAGCCAUUUGCUUUGACUGGAAAAACGCUUUCUACACUGUAUUCCAUAAAUAAAGUUUUGAAUCUACAUACAGCU
Molecule: messenger RNA, 4437 nt
Organism: Salvelinus sp. IW2-2015
Lineage: Eukaryota; Metazoa; Chordata; Actinopteri; Salmoniformes; Salmonidae
Product: amyloid-beta A4 protein-like
Biological process (GO): axonogenesis; central nervous system development
Cellular component (GO): plasma membrane; Golgi apparatus; membrane raft
Molecular function (GO): transition metal ion binding; signaling receptor activator activity; serine-type endopeptidase inhibitor activity
Source: RefSeq, a predicted model, not a curated record